Molecule: messenger RNA, 2243 nt
Organism: Erpetoichthys calabaricus (reedfish)
Lineage: Eukaryota; Metazoa; Chordata; Cladistia; Polypteriformes; Polypteridae
Gene: pnn
Product: pinin, desmosome associated protein
Exons: 9
Coding region: 56-2110 (684 amino acids)
Cellular component (GO): catalytic step 2 spliceosome
Source: RefSeq, a predicted model, not a curated record
CCCAGAGAUGCUUUGCGAGUAGGAGUGCUGUCGUUGUGGAGAAGGGAAAGAGAAAAUGGCGGUGGCAGUGCGAACUUUGCAAGAACAGCUUGAGAAAGCAAAAGAAAGCUUAAAAAAUGUAGACGAGAACAUUCGCAAAUUAACGGGUCGUGACCCCAACGAGCUCAGGCCUGGCCAAACGAGAAGACUGACCAUCCCAGGCCCUGGUGGAGGUAGGGGGCGUGGCAUCAAUUUACUAAGGCGUGGACUCUCGGACGGAGGAGUAGGACCCCCAGCUAAGCAGAGAGAUAUUGAAGGGGCUUUAUUAAGGCUGGCAGGUGAUCGACGGGCAAGAAGAGAGUCACGCCAUGAAAGCGACGCUGAAGAUGAAGAGGAUGUUAAAAAGCCAGCGUUGCAGUCAUCAGUUGUUGCUACCUCCAAAGAGCGAACACGUCGAGACCUUAUUCAGGACCAAACCAUGGAUGAAAAGGGCAAGCAAAGGAAUCGACGCAUGUUUGGCCUGUUGAUGGGUACGCUACAGAAGUUUAAACAAGAGUCAACUGUUGCUACAGAAAGGCAAAAAAGAAGGCAGGAGAUUGAGCAAAAGCUUGAGGUCCAGGCAGAAGAAGAACGUAAAAAAGUUGAAAAUGAAAAAAGAGAGCUAUUUGAAGAACGUCGUGCCAAACAAACCGAGCUGAGGCUUUUGGAACAAAAAGUUGAACUUGCUCAGUUGCAAGAAGAGUGGAACAUGCACAACAUGAAAAUUAUAAAAUAUAUAAGAACAAAGACAAAACCGCCUGUAUUCUAUAUUCCUGGCCGAAUGUGUUCAGCCACUCAUAAGCUGCUUGAGGAUUCACAGAAAAAGAUGAAUGGUAUCUUACAAUCAAGGCGUGAAGAGUUUGCUGAGCAGCUUAAUAAAAUGGAAGCUCGGCCUAGGCGUCACUCCCUGAAGGAGAAAGAGCAGGAGGAGUUGAAAAAUGAAGAUCGGCAGAAUGAAGAACAGGAGGAGGGUAAGCGGGCUCAGCAAGAAGCCGAGAUGGAAGAGACAGGUAAUCAGCACAAUGAUAUUGAGAUGGAGGAACCAGGAGAUGAGAGAGAGGUUAGCUUAGUUCAUAGUGAUGUAGAACCAGAACAGGAAAGCAGCACUGUAAAACAAACAGAAGAGCAACAACACGAACAGCCUAUGGAGGUUAGAGAUGAGGACGAGGAAGAAGAGGAGGAGGAGGAGGGUAUUUGUGGUGCUGUGAAAGAACCACAGGAGAGGCAGCCAGAUAGUUGUUCAGAUGCUCAAGAGUAUAUAUUGCCUGCACAGGUAGAAAAUGAUCAGGAAAUGGUAGAGAGAAAAGAUGACACCCCAGGAGUAGCAGAAACAGAGGUGGUACAGGUGAAGAAAAAGGAAGAAGUGAAUUUUAUUUCUGAGACAGAUCAGGAGAGUGAGUUUAAAAUAGAAAAUGAAAAGGAAAAUGGUCUUGAAGCUGAAACUAUGAUAGAAUAUGAGCCAAUGCUUGAUUCUGAAGCUGCCCUAGAAAUGAUUGUACCUGAAAGUCAUUCUCCUAGAGAAGAGAUAGAGUUUAGCUUAAUCGUGCAAGAUGAUCGGCGUCCACAGCAACAUUUGCAACAGCAAAUGGAAGAGCCUGUUAAGACUCUCACAUCAAGCAGCAAGUCUGGUAACCGAGCUAGAGGGCAUUUAAAGGAGAAAAGAAAAAGUAGGAGCAGCAGCAGCUCCUCCUCUAGUAGUACCUCCACUUCCAGUAGUAGUGGUAGCAGCUCUAGUAGUAGCAGUAGUGAAAGUAGUAGCCAGAGCAGUUCUAGCAGUAGUAGCAGUAGUAGUCGCAGUAGUUCUAGUAGUAGCUCAAGCAGUGAGAGUCGUAGUCGGGAGCGGGGUCACAAUAAGAAGCGUAGAAGGCGCAGUGCAGAAAGGGACAGAGAGCGAGAAAGGAAGAGAGGAAACCCAGGAGUUGACAGGAAUCACAAGUCAUCCAAGGGAAGCAGUCGGGACAUUAAAGGGUCCAAGGACAAGAACUCCAGAGCAGACAGGAAGAGGUCAGUUUCAGAAGGCAGUCGUUCGGGGAAAAGACCUUCACGCAACGAAAGAGAACGCAAAUCAGACAGAAAGGACAAAAGGCGAUAAAAGGGCUGACAGAAGAGAGAGCAGGCCCCUACCCCUUGCUUUUAAAAUGCAAACAGUUUUUGCAGCCGAAGAGGAUUGUAGACAUGGAGGAGAAAUGUUCCUUUAUAAGGAAUUGGUCGCCUUAAGUAUCACA